Messenger RNA from Caenorhabditis remanei, 1068 nucleotides. RefSeq lists its product as uncharacterized. Gene Ontology annotation, molecular function: G protein-coupled olfactory receptor activity. The transcript is spliced from 7 exons. Gene Ontology annotation, biological process: olfactory behavior; G protein-coupled receptor signaling pathway. NCBI's taxonomy places the organism in Eukaryota, Metazoa, Nematoda, Chromadorea, Rhabditida, Rhabditidae. The record is from RefSeq and is a predicted model, not a curated record. Bases 1 to 1068 code for a protein of 355 amino acids.
AUGGCCUCAACAUUUUCCGUUAUCAAAUCCUCCAUGCAAUUCCUAACCGUCACAUUUUCCCUGAUUAUGAACUGUGUUUUAAUCUAUCUUGUUAUCACAAAAUCCUCAAAGAAAAUGGGAAAUUAUCGACAUCUGAUGUGCUUUUUCUCGGUGUUCUCUAUAGUUUACGCGAUUUUGGAUUGGAUUGUACAACCGGUCAGUGUGAUGGGAGAUCUCGUUUUACAUAAGGGUUUUCAGUACAUUCACAGUCAUGGAGCGAGCUUUUCGAUGAUUAUGGAUUUGAGGGAAAGUGCGUUGAGUCCGGAUGUCGCGUUCUUUUUUGUUGCAUCACUCGCCGGGUGUUUCGGUGUCACAAUCUAUGCAAUUGCCAUCAACUUCAUUUUCAGAUACUUUGCACUUCAAAGAGAAGGCCGUCUUCGUUAUUUCGCUGGCAAACGUCUUCUCUAUUGGUUCUCCAUUCCAAUUCUCGGUGGAUUCUCUUGGGUUUAUCUCUGUUGGUUGUCAAUGUACCCUGAACCAGAAUUCACUGAUUACUUGAGAGACUGCAUAAAGUCAAGCUACGACUUGGAUGCUGAAAAUAUCACUUACACGGGUUCAUAUUUCUAUCGAAUCGACAAGAAUGGGAAUGUUAACUGGAGCAUUGAGAACACACUUGGAGCAGUUGGAUUGAAUGUUUUGAUGUUGAUCCCAUUCACGACAAUUCUGAUAUUCGGCUACAAAAGUUACCAAAAAAUCAAUAAAUUGAUGUUACAAGGGGAGAGUGAUUACACGAAACGACUUCAAAUGCAGCUGUAUAAGGCACUGGUUGCUCAAACAAUAAUCCCCAUGGUCUUCCUAUUCUUCCCAAUUGGAAUCUUAUUCUCUGCUCCUCUGUUUCAUUUGAAUAUUGAAAAAGGAAGUGUCAUUGUCACAUUCUUCUAUUCUUUGUACCCAGCAGUGGAUCCAAUUCCAAUAAUUAUGUUCGUAGAUGAUUUCCGGAUCGCAUUUUUUGCAUUCUGCACUCCAAGACCUCCAAAGAAUCAAGUUGCGUCAGUGAUUUCUGCGGAUGCAACUGUUGAUGUUUCAUGA